UGCACACGUUCAAUCCCUACCUACCCACCACCAUCUGCCACUGGCACUGCCUUGGCAAGAUUGGUUCAAAUAUAGCUUCAACAACCUCUGCCACUUGCGGGUCGCCAAUCGUCCAGAAUGGGUCGAUCUCUUUUUCCUCCCUCGCUGUCACUAUUGGCUCUCUGUUCUAGUAUCCCGCUCUUCUUCUCUCCUCUAUUACGCUCUGAUGCGAACGGCUUCUCUCGAAACCUGGGUAACCGAUUUUUGCAGCCAUCUCCUACUGACUUGCCAUGAGCUUCGGAAACUGAACCUCAUCUUGCAAGCUUCAACGAUGAUCUCUGUUUCUCAUUUGGGUCCGUCAUUUGUCAGUCUCAUCCCUUCUCCAGGUGCUUCCUGUUCGUCUAAUCCGAGAAAGGAAACCCGUGUCUCGAGACCAAAGACAAUCCGACUACUACUACUACCACCAUCGCCACCAGCUAUCCCGUCCCAAGUACCAAGUUGUCAUGGGCUAGCUGGUCUCUGCCCUUGGUCAUGUCUCAGAUUGCGCAGAUACUAACUCAUCGCGGGAUACCGAGGCCGCUUCCGCUAUUCUUGGGCAGCAACCCGGCCAAAUUAACAAUCGUCACGAGACCAUCAGGCAAACGGCAUUUUCGCCAACCAUGCACGGAUCACUGGUAUGGGAACAUACCGUACAGUACCCGCAAAAGAAUAGGCCAGGGCAAAGGGCAAAAAGAGGUUAGUAAAA
Trichoderma harzianum CBS 226.95 is the source of this 724-nucleotide messenger RNA. RefSeq lists its product as hypothetical. The record is from RefSeq and is a predicted model, not a curated record. NCBI's taxonomy places the organism in Eukaryota, Fungi, Ascomycota, Sordariomycetes, Hypocreales, Hypocreaceae. Bases 118 to 273 code for a protein of 51 amino acids. The transcript has a single exon.